Strongyloides ratti is the source of this 1299-nucleotide messenger RNA. RefSeq lists its product as hypothetical. The transcript has a single exon. Lineage: Eukaryota; Metazoa; Nematoda; Chromadorea; Rhabditida; Strongyloididae. The coding region runs from base 1 to 1299 and encodes 432 amino acids. The record is from RefSeq and is a predicted model, not a curated record.
AUGACAAUGAAGAAUAAUAAGAAAAAGGAUAAAUCUUUUAAAAACUUACAAUCAUUAAAAGAUAAUUCAACCAAUUCUUUUGGUUCUGUAGAUGAGUUAAAAAAAUUAUAUAGUGAUUGCCGUGUUACAUAUAGUCAAUUUAUGGCUAAUGGUAAACCUGUUAAAACAAAAGAAGAUAGAUAUCGUGAUGAACCAAUAUGUUCUGUUAAAAUUACUUUAAGAAAUUAUACUGAUAAUAAAAAAGUUAUGAAAGAAAUUUUGGAAAGAUCAGAUUAUGUUUUAAGAUCAUAUUUUAAAAAAAAUUAUCUCUCAAUAAACGAUGAUUCAUUAUUUGAUAGCACUACAAAUAAUUUUACAUAUCAGUUUCCUCCUACAACACCAUUAUCAACAUCAACCUCACAAACAUCAUCAUCUAGAAGAAUGAUAACAACUUCAAAUCCAACAACAUUAAAAUCUUCUGAUUCUUCUGUAUAUUAUAAUGAUGGUAAUAGAGAUGCAAUGAUUGGAAUAAAAAAUAUUCAAAAAUCUAAAUAUUCAAAUUUGUUUAUUGGUACACUUACUGCUGAGGAGGCUGAAACUCAAACAAAAGAUCAAAACACUUUUCGUAUCUAUUGUAGAAUUUUGGAUGAAAAAUGUAAUACAACAAAUAAAAGUGGAUGGCUUCAAAUAUACAUUGUUUAUAAAAAUUUAACUAAUAAUUAUAUUCAUAUUCCAGUAAUCAAUAUAAUUAAUGCUUCCAAAACUGAAGGUUUAACUUUCUUUAACUUUAAUAAUUCUGAAAAAGUAUUUAAAAGUUAUAAUGAUUUGAUUGAUUUUUUAAAAGAAAUUAUAAAUGAUAGACCAAGUAUAUUAGUAGCUAAAUAUGGAAAAUCACAAGAUAAAGGAUGUGUACCAAAAAUGAAUAGAAAUGGAAGUUCUUUAAAAACUAAUGAACCAAUAUUUUAUAAUUAUUAUGUUGGUGUAAAAUAUCAAGAUGAAGCUGAGGGUUACCUUCGUGGACCAUUGGAUUUCAAAAUGUAUCAUCGUUUAUUAGAUAAAAAAAAUUGUCUUAAUUGUUCUAAUCCAAAUCCACAAUUAUAUAUUAUUUAUCAAUGUCAUUCAGGGCAAGUUCUUCAUAUACCAAUAGUUUGUCGUAAAAAGGAUUACAAUGAUAUAGAAUAUGCUAUCUAUCAAUUUGAUGGAAUUUCACCAGUAUUUGAUAAUCUUAACUGUAUAACCUCAUACCUUUUUAAAUCAGUAGUUGAUUUUAAAAGACGUAGUAGAAGAAGAAUCAAUAAUGAUAAUGAUAAUAGAAAAUAA